GCUGACAAAACUCUUCGAUGUGUUUUGGGGGUUAGACGCACACGCUGUCAGAGGAAUAACCUCAUAUCCUUCCCCUAAGCGUAAUUACGUUGGGCGCGUCCUAAAUGGUCCACCUGGCGAGCGGUUAUUUAAAGAGCACCCACACGCGCUGAAACCCUCAGUCAAAGAGUGGUUACACACUGUAGUAACCCUAUUGUAAUAACUGGUUAUUGCAAGACUACAUUGGAAGAAAAGAAACAUUUCGCAAGAAGUUGAAAUCAACCAAAGAUCAACAUGAUGGGUACGAGGCGAGCUCUCGUAACAACAUGACAGCGUUUUGGGAAGAGCACUCGAAGGAUGGCACAGUGGAGGAGAUGAUGCUGGACUCUCGUGCCAAGGAGCUGACUCAGCAUGAGCUGCCCGAGAUCCUGUCGCUGCUGCCCUGCCUGACCGGAUCCAGAGUGCUGGAGCUGGGAGCUGGCAUCGGUCGCUACACAAGCCCCCUGCUGACCCUGGCUGGCCAUGUGACGGCUGUGGACUUCAUGGAAAGCUUUGUGGAGAGGAACAGGCAGGACAAUGGUCACCAUAGUAACGCUACCUUCCUGCAAGCUGACGUCACAAAGCUGGAUAUGCCCAAAAACAGCAUUGACUUCAUCUUCUCCAACUGGCUGCUGAUGUACCUGACUGACGAGGAGCUUCAGUCCUUCGCAGAGAAGAUGAUGGGCUGGCUGCGGCCUGGUGGCUUGCUCUUCUUCAGAGAAUCCUGCAACCACCGGUCAGGUGACUUCAAGAGGGACUUCAACCCCACCUGCUACCGCACUGAAGCACAAUACAACCACCUCGUGACAUCGAUGGAAAUGGAUGUCCAAGAGGGCGGCCAAAAGUUUGGUUUCGACAUUGUGUUGAAAAAGAAAGUUCAGACCUAUGUUCAGAUUAAAAACAAUCAAAAUCAGAUCUGCUGGCUUCUGGAGAAGGUUCCCCGCUCCCCAGGCACCCAGAACGGAUUCAACACCUUCCAGCAGUUCCUGGACAACCAGCAGUACUCCAACCGCAACAUCCUGCGCUACGAAAAGAUGUUCGGGGCAGGAUACGUCAGCACAGGCGGGCCCAGCACCACCAAGGAGUUUGUGGACCUGCUGAACCUGAAGCCCGGACAGAAGGUUCUAGAUGUUGGCUGUGGCAUUGGUGGAGGAGACUUCUACAUGGCUAAGAACUUUGGAGUGGAAGUGCUUGGCUUGGACCUUUCAGACAACAUGGUGGACACCGCCAUAGAGAGGGCCGUCACUGAGAAGCUGCCUUCAGUCCAGUUUGAGGUGGCUGAUGCCACCAAGAGGUCGUUCCCAGAUGCUUCCUUUGAUGUGAUCUACAGCAGGGACACAAUCCUGCACAUAGACGACAAACUAACCCUCUUCAAACGCUUCCAUUCAUGGUUAAAGCCGGGUGGAAAGUUGCUAAUCAGCGAUUACUGCUGUGGGGAGAAGUCCUGGACCCCAGCGUUCCAGGCCUACGUCAAACAGAGAGGCUAUGUCCUACACACACCUUCACAGUAUGGCAAGUUCAUCCAGGAAGCUGGUUUCUGCAACGUUCGCUCUGAAGACCGAACAGCCCAGUUCAUGCAGGUGAUAAAGACAGAGCUGCAGAGAGCAGAGCUCAUCAGAGAUGAAUUCAUGCAGGAAUUUUCUGAAGAGGACUAUUUGGCAAUAGUAAAAGGAUGGAGAGAAAAACUAGAGCGUUCCAACAGCGGAGACCAACGAUGGGGACUCUUUUAUGCAACAAAGGAUUGAGUGAUGGCGCUAAGAAAUUAUAAGAUAAUAAAAGAGGAAUGUUUCUUUCCUUUAGGGCUGUCAGUCGAUUAAAAUAUUUAAUCGCGAUUAAUCGCAUGAUUGUCCAUAGUUAAUCGCGAUUAAUCGCAAAUUAAUCG
Messenger RNA from Gymnodraco acuticeps, 1900 nucleotides. Its product is annotated as phosphoethanolamine N-methyltransferase 3-like. Lineage: Eukaryota; Metazoa; Chordata; Actinopteri; Perciformes; Bathydraconidae. The coding region runs from base 306 to 1763 and encodes 485 amino acids. The transcript has 12 exons. The record is from RefSeq and is a predicted model, not a curated record. Gene Ontology annotation, molecular function: S-adenosylmethionine-dependent methyltransferase activity.